AUGGCGGCUCCCUUCAGUUUUGCUCCGGCUUCGGGAGCCAACACUGUGCCUAUUUUCGGCUCCAGCGGCACGACGUCGUUGAACACUGCUAGCACGCCUGCCUUCGGCACCAGUACCGGCACAACCGUUUCCAGCGGCAUCGGACAGUUCGGCGCUUCAUCUACACCGGGUGCUGCGGUGACCUUCGGCGCCGCUAACAAGGUGGGUGGCGGCGGAUUCGGCCAGCCUGCGCCCGCUGUCAGCGCCAUCCCGCAGAAGGUCAACUCCCGUUGCUCUGUGCGUCUGUUGACUCAGCUCAUCCCGCAAUGGCGCGGCCAUUUCGACGUGGCCGACCUGCUUCUGACUGCGCACGAGAAGAACAUCGCGAAGGUGCGGCCCAUGGUCGACCGGCUGGUGGAGCUCGACGCGCAGUGCUGGCAAUCGCAUGACGAGAUCAAGAACUCGCUUAACGGCAUAAGCCUGUUACAAACAAAGCUGCAGCACGAGGUGAACGACCGCUGCAAGCGCCAGGAUGCGCAGAACCUGCUUUCCAUAAAGGCAAGGCGCCUGUCGGAGUCCCUGCGCCCAAACGAGACCCCGAGGGGGAGCAAGAUUUCCGCGAUGUUCCGCGUCCCCAACCACCUGCACGUGCAGCUGACCAAGGAGCUGCUUGAUAACAUCCGUUCGUGGCGCAACGAGAUCCACGUGCUUAAUAUGGAGGUGCUGUCGCUGAAGGACAUCGACUUGUCGCAGUACGUGACCACGGUGAAUCGCGUCCUUAGCAGUCACGAGAAACGCAUCUCCACGAUCGGCGACCGUCUAACAAAGGCACUUAGGGGCAUGGAUGAUAAAUCCCGCAACCGUGAAGAGCUUUGGAGCGGCGUGGCCGACGAACCCAGCGAGUUGAAGAAGGCCUUCCUGACAGCAGUGGGCCUUCCCAUCCGCCCCCCUGCAAGCGAAGGCGAGCCAAUAGCGACUUCCAGCAGCGACACCGGUAACGAGAUCAAGAAGCAGAUUGCUUACCUGCGAAAGUUCAACACCGCGUUCCGCGAGACUGGCAGCUACAACCUUGACCAGUCCGGUUACAACAUCCGCGAGAUUCUGCAGCAGCCCACGCAACCGCCUACCAACUCACAACUGUUCGGCGCAACGCAACCGUCGACCGGUUUGUUUGGAGCAGGCACUGCAGGGUCUACCACGACGCCCUUAUUUGGAGGAUCAACGGCCAACUCUGGAGGCCUGUUCGGCAACACCGGCGGCAGCAACUUGUUUGGCGCUGCUUCUAAACCGGCAGGCACCACCAACGUGUUCGGUAGCACUGCUGGAACUACCGGAAGCACCCUGUUUGGCGGUUCGACAACUGCUGCAACAGGAACAAAUGUAUUCGCUCCCGGAGGAACAGGCACGAAUGUCUUUGCCCCCGCAGGAACAGGAACCAACGUAUUCGCCCCCGGAUCGACAGGCACGAAUGUGUUCGCUCCAGGAGGAACAGGAACCAAUGUGUUUGCCCCCGCAGGAACAGGCACGAACGUGUUUGCCCCAGGAGGAGCAGGCACCAAUGUAUUCGCCCCCGCAGGAACCGGCACCAAUGCUUUCGCUCCUGGAGCAACAGGCGCACCGAACGUUUUUGGCGGUGCCGCCACCGGUACCUCAGGCACACCCAACGUGUUCGGAGCAGGCGCCACUGGCACGUCUACCACCACAGGUAUUUUCGGAGCGGGCUCCACUCCCACCUUCGGCCAACAACAGCAGCCGAACACAACUGGCAAUGUCUUCGGGCAGCAGCCAGCUUCAUCGGGAGGCCUGUUCGGCCAACAGCAGCCGUCGACAUCGGGAGGAUUGUUUGGGCAACAGACCAACACCACGGGCGGGCUGUUCGGUCAACAGCAGCCUGCUGCCUCCGGCGGCCUCUUCAGGCCACAGCAGCAGCAGCAGGGCGCAACGGGAGGCCUCUUUGGCCAGCAGCCAACUACGGGCACGGGCCUGUUCGGACAACAGCAGCCUGCCACGACUACAAACGUAUUCGCUCAACAGCCUGGAACCACUACCGGGGGCCUCUUCGGCAACACGACCACGACGCAGCCGUCCACGACAUUCACCUUCGGCCAGCAACAGCAGACUCCCGCAACUGGCAAUGUCUUCGGCCAACAACAACAGCCGAACACAACUGGCACUGUCUUCGGGCAGCAGCAGCAGACUCCCGCAACUGGCAAUGUCUUCGGCCAGCAGCCUGGCACCACGGGUGGCGGCCUAUUUGGCGGCGCUGGCAACUCUACAUCGCUGUUUGGCCAGCAGAACACUGGUGGCCUGUUCGGGCAGUCCACGUCAACCGCGACGCCGACCCAGCCUUCGAAGAGCACGGCCAUCGUGCCUUACAACCCCAACCCGCUUCUGCGGUGA
Babesia bigemina is the source of this 2379-nucleotide messenger RNA. RefSeq names its product Nucleoporin NUP116/NSP116. NCBI's taxonomy places the organism in Eukaryota, Apicomplexa, Aconoidasida, Piroplasmida, Babesiidae. The transcript has a single exon. The coding region runs from base 1 to 2379 and encodes 792 amino acids. The record is from RefSeq and is a predicted model, not a curated record.